AUGGCAUCCGAGGUCUUCUUCCAUCGUGUGCCGUACACACAACGUCGCAUACCACCACAUCAGCAGCAUGAUCCAUUCUCUACCAAUACGGCCUCAUCCAGCACUGCCUCAGCAUCAGCAGCGGCUGGUACAACGCACCUACAUCGAUCAGUCGGCACCUCGCGCUCAGGCGGAGCCCUUACCUUCCCGCCGCUCUACCUAGACCCUGUCGACCCACACAGCAAUGACCCCUCGAACAAUCCAAACUCCGGCAACAAUGGACAGCAACCAGGAAGCUUCAUUCUCGGUUCCACCUUCUACCACCAUCCCGAGCUUAACGCUCUCGUCUCCAACCAUCUCAUCGACGCCUCCGCAGACGCACUAGACGGAGCAACUGGUACAGGUCAUGCAUUCCUGAGCAACAUCUUUUCCAAUCGAGAUGGCGGGAACGAUGAUGACUCAGAUGCAGACGAAGCAGGUGUGUACGGUGCUGAUGGAGCAGUCGCCGUACCUCGACCAAAGAUCGCAUCUGAGUUUGUCUCACUCAACGAAGAUCUGGUACCAGCAUCUCUAGAUAUGCAUGGGGACAUGUUGCCUGCUGAUCAACACCCAUCUUAUCCCUUCGGCAACUUGUUUGGUCCACUUGGGGGGAUGAUUGCUGCGGAUAGUGCGAUUGUUGGCGGUGGAAAUGGUACGCAUGGAGCUGCUUCCAGUGGAGGAGCACUUGGCACCGGUCUUGCUGACUCGGCAGGCGCAGCACUAGGCUUCGACUUUGGCGGGGGGCUGGAUGGAUUGAUCAAUCUCGGACAGUCCUCGCACGGGCGCAGAAGUGCGGUCAGCAACGCUUGGAACAACUUUAUCAACAAAGCUUCCCGCACAAAGCUCGUCGGAUCGGCUGCCGCACAUACUGAAUGGAAUCUGGACGAGACUCAAACAGCCACCACAUCCACCAGCAAUGCAGCCCCGCGGUCGGGGGAGAAAGACGACCAGACAAAGACAAAAGAAACAAUACGAUCAGCAAAGAAGCUAGAUCUAUCACCAAGCUUGCUCUUCCGAACUAACACUUCGACCGUUCUAGCGCCUCCGACAUGGCCGUUUCGCCGGCAUGGUCCAGGAUGUACCUCAUAUGCAGCACUACUACGACCAAGCUCGAAUAUCUUUGGCAGCAGUCCUGCGAGUCAAGCUGUAGCAGCGACGCUAGGAGGUCUACCAGCGUCUAGUAACAUCAUCAAAGAGGUUUGGUCUGAUCUUGCACUCGAGGAGUUGGUGCCAACGCGGAUUGGUGAGACUUCUGCCACUCUACAUCUCAACACCAACGAAAGCUUGGAUGCGGAAAGCGAUGCAGAGGGAGCUUCAGAAAAGCGCAGUAAGAAGAGUCGCAGAAAGUCAGAUGCCGAACCAGACAACGUAUUCGCCAAACGCAUUGCAGCGAUGGAAGCAGAUCCGUUGGAUCUCCUCGGUCCCAUUUCACGCGAGAUCCGUGGUCAGGCUGCGCGGCCUUGGGGUACAGCAAUAUCCAGCGCUUCUCGCAGGCCAAACCGGAGACGCCGACGGAACUCGGGCUAUUCAAAUCAGUCCGAAGACGAAGCAGCCGAAGCAGAACACGACGAUCCAGACCAAGGAUAUACACAACGCGAUCGUUUGCGGUACUCUUUCACACUACCCCCUGCUAACUUGAGCUGGAUGGAAUCACCAUCACCUGACGACGAAGAGGAGCGCAGGUCGCAGGAUGAUACAUUGCACGUGGAGCCAGAUGGCAUCGGAUGGUCAACAGCCAAGAGGAUAUUCGUUAACGAGGAACGCGAUCGUUUGCUUCCAGAAGUAGCGUCGAGGGCAGUGGGUGCAUCUGGUGGAAUUGAGGCGUACAGAGUCCGCGGUAUCAGAGCCAACCAGGGGCUGCUACCGAGGCCGGCGUGGACUUGGACAGAUGGACCAGUAGGCGAGACAGAACCGGAAGCAGAAGAGAUGAGCUUCGCAACGGAAAUGUCCGGCUCAACAUCCCAUCAGACCGACCUCCAUGCUUCACGGCAGAAUGGUCAGCAGCGAGGAAACGUGCAAGAUUCUGAUUCAGAACAGCGUUAUCUCGGACAAGGCGAUGCAGAUGAAGAUGAAGAUAGGGGAGAGGAUGGGUCAUGGCAAUACGGUUCGGAGGAUGCAGAGAUGCAACGUGCUCUGCUUGCACAGUACGGGGCUGGGACGGCAGAUGGAGCGCAGGCCUAUGACGAAGAUGAUGAUGUCCAGGAUGAUGACGAAGAAGAUGGACUUAGUGAGAAAGGAAAAGAAGCGGAUGAAGAGGACGGCGAACAGGUCGCUGCGGAAGAAGAAGACGAAGAUGUAGGCACUUUUGAGGAAGAGCAAGAGGCAUUGUAG
Messenger RNA from Ustilago hordei, 2349 nucleotides. RefSeq lists its product as uncharacterized. The record is from RefSeq and is a predicted model, not a curated record. The coding region runs from base 1 to 2349 and encodes 782 amino acids. The transcript has a single exon. Lineage: Eukaryota; Fungi; Basidiomycota; Ustilaginomycetes; Ustilaginales; Ustilaginaceae.